UUUCUGAGGCCAUUUCCUGGGUUCCAUUCUGAGUUUGGGAAGGAAUGUCUUUGCUCAGGUGGUUCAUCAAGUCAUCAGUGCAAAGCAACACUACGAGCAUGGCCGGUGUCGUGAUCAGGCGUUUGGCUGGCCGGUCUGACUUGAAGCGUGUGGCUAAGUUGGUCCAGCAAGAAGGGUGGGAUUUGUCUCUCUCGACUCUGAUAAAGUUUAACGACAUCGGCCUCUCGGAUUGGUGGGUGGCAGAAAGCAGUGACGGCAGGGUCAUUGGUAGCUGCAACAUGGUCAAUCAUGAGGACAACAGAACCUGUCACGCUGGAAUGUUUAUUGUCGAUGAGAAAUACAGAAGUCAAGGGAUCGGUGGGAAACUGAAAAGUGCAGUAUUAGCAGGAGUUCAAGAGAAAAAUGUCUUAAUCACAGCACUUAAGCCUGAGCAUGUUCUUGAACCAUUCAAGCCUUUACAUGAAAUUCACAAUCUGCAGCUGACGAAAACCAACCAGAAGCUUCCAUCAUUACCGAGGACUGAAUUCCGCAUUCUUCCAUUAGCUGACGUUCCCCUGGAGCUAGUGGAGAAAUACGACGGACGGACACAUCCAAUAAAGAGAACAACACUCUUUCACAGAUGCAUCAUUGGUGACGCUACCUGUGUCUUCGUGGCAGUGGAAUCCAGUUCUGGUAACGUCAUUGGUUAUGCAGCUCUUAAAGAAACCAGGAAAUUGUGGGAGUUCUGUCCAACGUAUGCAGAUACUGACGACGUGGGAUACGAGCUUAUCAGAAAGAUGCUUGACCAUGUUCCCGAGGGAGGUAAUAUCGAAGUGACCCCGUUUGCUGAAAACCAGACGGCAAUCGACUUAUACAAGGAAAUAGGAUUUUCCAUCCAGUUCACUUGUAUGUUGAUGUACUCACAGAAACCUCCGACUAUUCCAGUAAGAAAGGUGUAUUCUGCAGCAGGAAAUGAUUAUUCACCGAUGUAGAAUAAGCAGUCUAAUAAUACAAACAGAAAUAUACAAUUAAAUAUGUUUUCAUUCAUUAAUCUUUUAUUAUAAUUAUUUACCAGUUUCUUAUUAGUUUAAUCAGCAGUCACGUAAAGCCAUACUUUCUCAGCAUAAUAUUCUU
Molecule: messenger RNA, 1113 nt
Organism: Haliotis rubra (blacklip abalone)
Lineage: Eukaryota; Metazoa; Mollusca; Gastropoda; Lepetellida; Haliotidae
Exons: 3
Coding region: 45-971 (308 amino acids)
Molecular function (GO): acyltransferase activity, transferring groups other than amino-acyl groups
Source: RefSeq, a predicted model, not a curated record